UUGUCCUUCUUGGAUGCUUCCUUUUCUUCUGUCAUCACACCAAAGAUGAUUGCUGACUCUCUAUGUGAAAGGAAAACCAUCUCUUUUCAGGGCUGCAUGGUGCAGAUCUUUGUUGUACACUUCCUUGCUGGUGCCGAGGUGAUUGUCCUCACAGCCAUGGCCUAUGCCCGCUAUGUGGCCAUCUGCAAGCCCUUGCACUAUGUUUCCAUCAUGAACAGGAAGCUCUGUCAUGUUCUGGUUGGCAUAGCCUUUACAGGAGGGUUCCUGCACUCCAUUAUCCAAAUUCUCUUCACUUUUCGCCUUCCCUUUUGUGGCCCCAAUGUCAUUGAACAUUUCAUGUGCGACCUGUACCCAUUACUGAAGCUUGCAUGCACUGACACACACAUCUUUGGCAUUUUGGUGAUUGCCAACAGCGGGUCCUUCUGCAUUAUAAUAGUCUCCUUGUUGCUUGUGUCCUACGGUAUCAUCUUAUUCUCUCUGAGGAAGCAAAGCUCUGAAGGACGUAGAAAGGCUCUGUCCACCUGUGGGUCCCAAAUUGCUGUUGUGGUUUUAUUCUUCAUACCUUGCAUGUUUAUAUAUGCAAGACCUCCAACUUCCUUCUCCGUUGAAAAAAUGGUUUGCAUAUUUUACACCAUGAUAACUCCAUUGCUUAACCCUUUGAUUUAUACGUUUAGAAAUAAGGAUAUGAAAACUGCUAUCAAAAAACUCCAGAAGAGAUUGGUAGCCAUUUCCCAUGAACAAUGA
This is a messenger RNA of Octodon degus (degu), 744 nucleotides long. Its product is annotated as olfactory receptor 4C15-like. The annotation marks the transcript as partial. Lineage: Eukaryota; Metazoa; Chordata; Mammalia; Rodentia; Octodontidae. Gene Ontology annotation, molecular function: olfactory receptor activity. Gene Ontology annotation, biological process: G protein-coupled receptor signaling pathway. The record is from RefSeq and is a predicted model, not a curated record. The transcript has a single exon. Gene Ontology annotation, cellular component: membrane.